AUGGCAAACAUCACAGUCAGCGCCAGCAACGUCACAGUAUCACAAAUCAACAAGGGAGUGCCGGCAAAAGCUGCCCUGUCCAUGACACCGUGUUUUUUCUUCCUCUACAUUAAUGUUGUCAUGUUAAUCACCCUGAGGAGUAAGGCCAUCUUCCGAGACACCUCCCGGUACAUCCUCUUCACCAACAUGCUGUUCGCUGACUCUCUGAACCUGGUGUACUGCAUGUUGAUGUAUAUCUUUGCCAUCAUCAGGCUGUACAUGCGCAGCAUUGUGUGUGCCCUUGUGAUGCUUGCUGGGGCUGUUAUCGCUCUUAUCUCCCCACUCAGCUUGGCCAUGAUGGCUUUGGAGCGGUACAUCGCCAUCUGCUUCCCCCUCAGGCAUGCUGAGAUCACCAUGUGCAGGAGGACGGGCGUGGCCAUUGCCAUUGUGUGGGCGCUGGGCUCAGUGCAGGCUUUCACCAACCUGAUUUUGCUCCUUAUUUCAGGACCACUUGUCUCCACAUUGGACUUCUGCUCAGGAUUAUCCAUGCCUGGAAUGGAGGCGUACACGGACGUAAAUAAUGCAUUCACAAUCAUCUACUUCCUGUCAGUGGGGCUCACCAUUGUUUACACGUACAUUGGCAUUGUUGUGGCUGCGAGAUCAGCUUCCUCAGACAAAUGUUCAGCUGCUAAGGCCCACAGGACAGUAUUGCUGCAUCUGAUUCAGCUGGGCCUUUGUCUGUCCUCCAUCCUCUUUGACAGCAUUAUUGCACUAGUGCGUGCACACUUGGACCUAUUUGCUGCUUUAAACGUGCAGUAUGUCAUGUUCCUGGGGCUGAUCAUCUUCCCCAGAUGUCUGAGCCCACUCAUAUAUGGGCUGAGAGAUCAGACCUUCAGGCCCCUUUUUCUAUACUACUUCAGUUUUGGUUUCUGUGCCAGUAAUUAA
Conger conger (European conger) is the source of this 924-nucleotide messenger RNA. RefSeq names its product odorant receptor 131-2-like. NCBI's taxonomy places the organism in Eukaryota, Metazoa, Chordata, Actinopteri, Anguilliformes, Congridae. The record is from RefSeq and is a predicted model, not a curated record. The coding region runs from base 1 to 924 and encodes 307 amino acids. The transcript has a single exon. Gene Ontology annotation, molecular function: G protein-coupled receptor activity. Gene Ontology annotation, cellular component: membrane. Gene Ontology annotation, biological process: G protein-coupled receptor signaling pathway.